AUGGCAAUCACCAAGGAACUUUUUCAUAAGAACAAAACAUCCUUGGCAUUAGCCGCCCACAGAGUGUCAGAACUUUCAACAUCGAUUGCUUUGUACAUUGAGCAACAAGGCGUCCAACAGCCUGACUUGUCAGCCUCAUCUGCUAUCCUUCCCGACACCCCAGAGUACAGAAGUCUGCGAAACCAACUAAAUGAUGCCAUCCAGGACCUUCAUCUUCUGACUAACGGGCCCCUUCAUUACUUUCGAACACUGUCCUGGUCAGUGGUUGAUCUCGCGGCUGUGCAAGUCGCUCUGAGUUUCAAACUCCCACACAUUGUUCCCAAUAACAAUGUGGGUCUCACGGCUGCCGAGAUUGCGCAGACUGCUGAGCUGGAGGAAGACCGUACGAGCCGCAUCCUCAAGAUGUUGGCUACAUAUCGUAUUUUCGAGGAGCAUGAUGGUAGGUUUCGUCACACCGCAAGCUCAGAAUUCCUUCGAACUUCGGGCUUCACUCCAAUGGCGGAGACUGCACUUGAUGACUGCUUCAAGGCAGCAUCGGAGAUGAAUGUUAUGUUUGAAGCAUCACCAAAGUCGGUACCAGGCAUGGAGAACAACCCUUUCCAUACGCGCUUCGGGAAGACAUUCUAUGGCUACUACGAAGAGAACCAGGAGAAGGGAUCUCGAUUCUCAAAAGCUAUGAGUGGUUGGGCUCUUGUUGACGAUGCCUUUGCGGUACUACGUGACAACUUUGAUUGGAUCUCUUUGAAGAACAAGAAAGUUGUCGAUGUAGGUGGUGGUAAUGGUGGUGUUAGUGCUCAACUUGCUCGUGAAUUCAAGGACCUCAAGUUUAUUGUGCAAGACCUUUCAGAGCACCAGCUCUCAUCAGAGCACCCCGUCGACGUCCAGGACCGACUGAGCUUUCAAGUUGCAGAUUACAACGAGCCUCAGUCCAUUCGUGAUGCUGGCGUAUACCUCAUGCGUAACGUGUUCCACAACAAUAAUGAUGAAAAUUCCGCAAGAAUCCUGCGUGGUCUUAUCCCCGCUUUGGAGGGUCGAUCAGGAGAUGCAAGACUCCUGAUCAACGACUGCAUUGUGCCUCAACGCGCAGGAGGCGACAUCACGAGAUCAGAGGAGAAUACGUUCCGUCAAUUGGAUUUGAUGAUGAUGUUGCUGUUUGGGGCAAAGGAAAGGACCAAAGACGAUUGGGAACGGCUUUUCAAAACGAUUGAUGGAAGACUUGAGAUUGUAAAUAUGCAUUACAACCCCACUGGCGCAGGAUUGUUGGAAGUUCGCUUGAACUCUGGAUCGACCUGUCUAGCAAUCAGUACCCAAUUGAUCAAGCGCACGUUCCCAUGGUACCAUUACUAUCACGAUAUCAUUAGAAACAGGAUGCCCUCACGAAUGGAUCUAGAGGGCGGCAACCGACAACGCGAUGACUGUGCAGCGAGUAAGCACUCUUCCUCGUCCUCUUCCUCUGAUGGCUACCAUCCGAAUAGAACCUUGUUCCAACCACCGCAGGCCCCCGGCAUGCCAAGGGAGCCCUUGCGUCCCGUAUACCUUGUUGAAGAAAUCGGGCACACUGGAUCGGCUAGCCAUACCCUCGCUCUGAGAGCUACAGUCCCUGGGUCCCAGUGGGCAGAUCAUGGAACCUAUUCUCCACUAGGGACUACACAUCUUACCAAUGUUGAGGCAUCCAUGUUGUCUCGUAUGUCACGCCUUACCAACGAUGAUGUACUACAGCCGCCGCGUGCUCCACCUUUAACUAAUACUGGGCGAUCUCCACAUCGUAUGCCAUUGAUCCCUCACUUCCCAUCCCUACCAGAAGAUUCAUUGGGCGGCGAUGUAUCUAACUCUUUAUAUUAUUCGGUAUCUGGAGAUGCAUCACUGAACGAUAGCCACAACGGCACAUCAUCUGAGCAAAGAUUGGACAGCAAUCAUGGCCGUCCCGCUACUCCCUGGACCCAUAUUCGACCACAGCCUUCUGCAUCUAACUCUGACUAUUUUGUGUCGGAUAGGGAGGCUAUGGAUGACGUGCUAGGAGGUAUCCAGGAACUCCUACAUCGCACCGAACGCCUCGAAUUACAGUUCGGUGCAGGCUUGGAAGAGCGAUUCGCCAGUAUGCUUGCCCGGAUGGAAAACAUGCACAGGCAGAGAAUGGCAGAGUUCCAGGAACAAGUCAAUAGCGAAGCAUGUCGAGCGUACGAUCGGGUCGUCGAUGAAACACACCAGGGUAUCGCCCAGGUCGUAGAAUCAGCCACGCAAGCAAUUAAUUCUCCAAGUGAGAGCGGAGGCUGUCCUUGUUGGAGUCGUAGUGCGAUGAUAGGAUCUACCGCAAGAGAUGGAUCGAGAAGACUGCCUGCUAAUAACACUUCAGCAGGGUAUAGUUGUCCAGAUCUAAGGGAAGUCGCCAAUGACAACAUCGCGUCCCAGGAUACUCUCAGUAUCCAGUGCCCAUUGCAAGCACAGGUGUUGAAUCAGUUACUUGACACUGACAUUGAUCAGGUGAACGACGCUGGACUGAUCACAGAUUUGUAG
Plenodomus lingam JN3 is the source of this 2514-nucleotide messenger RNA. RefSeq lists its product as uncharacterized. The record is from RefSeq and is a predicted model, not a curated record. Gene Ontology annotation, molecular function: O-methyltransferase activity. NCBI's taxonomy places the organism in Eukaryota, Fungi, Ascomycota, Dothideomycetes, Pleosporales, Leptosphaeriaceae.